AUGCGUUGCCUCAUCCCUCUCGCGGCGUCGGCCGCGGCCGUCUCCGUGCGCAUCGCUACGCCCUGCCCCGCGAACACCGUACCGUGGGGCGACGGGAGCUGCGAGCCGUUCUCCACGGCAAAGCGGGACGCGCUCAAGUGGCUGCGGAAGAACGCGCCGCCGUCGGACCUGCGAAACGUGGCGACGCUCUUCGGGACGCCCGGCGGCGUGGACGGCCUCGACGCCGGCGUGGCGGCCGUGGCCGCGAACGCGACGCUGACCGCAAAAAUGAGGUGGCCCUGGGCUUGGGGUGUGCCACGCGACAUAUUUCGUGAUUACGUCUUGCCCUAUGCUUCCGCAAACGAGCCGCGGACGCACUGGCACGGCCUGCUGGCCAAGGCCGUUGAGCCGAUCCUCGAGGCGCUGCCCCGGCACGCUUCUAUUGCCGACGUGGCCGAGGCGAUCAAUGGCUACGGCGGCAACAGUUCGGUCUGGCAAAAUGUCGGCGGCGUCAAGUUUCAUAGCGGCCAGACACCCCUCAUCUAUGACCCCGUGUCCACGGUUGCAUUUGGCUAUGCGUCAUGUACCGGGGUGUCUACGACCUACAUCGCCGCGCUGCGAGUCGCCGGAAUCCCGGCGAGGCUGGUCGGCACGCCGGCGUGGCUCGGAGACCCCACGAAGGGCAACCACAACUGGGUCGAGCUCUGGGACGGCGUCUCAUGGCGCUUCUGGGAGGGCCGACCGGCGGGCGGUGGCGAGACGCUGACCAAUCCCUGUGACAAGUGGUUCUGUAAGGCGGCGCGAUUCCCGGUGAACGGCUCGACCAAGGUCUACGCGGCGCGCUUCGACCGCCACUCGAAUCAGACGGUAUACCCGCUGGCGUGGGACCCAUCCAACCUAGAUACGCCCGGCAUCGACCGCACGAACGCAUAUGUGGGGAUGUGCUCGAAUUGUUAA
Molecule: messenger RNA, 936 nt
Organism: Pelagomonas calceolata
Lineage: Eukaryota; Pelagophyceae; Pelagomonadales; Pelagomonadaceae
Source: the annotation of a GenBank genome assembly